Meyerozyma guilliermondii ATCC 6260 is the source of this 606-nucleotide messenger RNA. RefSeq lists its product as uncharacterized. Gene Ontology annotation, biological process: translation reinitiation; formation of translation preinitiation complex. Gene Ontology annotation, molecular function: translation initiation factor activity; mRNA binding. NCBI's taxonomy places the organism in Eukaryota, Fungi, Ascomycota, Pichiomycetes, Serinales, Debaryomycetaceae. The transcript has a single exon. Bases 1 to 606 code for a protein of 201 amino acids. The record is from RefSeq and is a predicted model, not a curated record.
AUGACUGAAGUUGAGCCCAAGUCAGUACUCUACUGUGGUGUAUGCAGCUUUCCUCCUGAGUUCUGUGAAUUUGGAGGCUCGUUCAAGAGAUGUAAGGAGUGGUUGGAGCAAAACGAUAAAGAGUUGUAUGAAAAACUUUAUAGUGAAGAUGCUUUAGCAAAUGCCACAUCGACCUUGUCGAUAGACAAAGAGCAAAAAAUAGCCAAGGAAUUAGAGAAGAAACAGGCAAAGGAAGAAGCCAAGCAAGAGAGAGAGUUGAAGAAACAAUUAGCGUCAAAAGUCACUAUAAAGAGAAUCGAAAGGAACAAGAGAAAGCAUGUAAUUGCCAUUUCUGGUUUGGAGGUGUUUGAUAUCGACAUGAAGAAGUUGUCCAAGACGUUUGCCUCCAAGUUUGCCACUGGUGCUUCUGUCACAAAGAACGCUGAAAAGAAAGAUGAAAUAAUAGUGCAAGGCGAUGUCAGCGAUGAGGCGAGAGCGUACAUUGAGAAAUUGCUUGAAGAAAAGGGUUUGAACGAAGUCAAGGUUGAGCAGAUUGACGACAAGAAGAAGAAGAAAGCAGCCGAGGCCGCUGAGGCCGCCGCUGCCGCUACAGGUAAUAAAAAAUAG